GUCUGCCCAUUCCUCACGCGCCGCGCAGCGCGUCGCGCGACGUUCCAGACGGUAGUACAAAAUCGUUCCUCGACGCUACCCGCCAUUCUUCGCAUCUAUUCGUAACAAAGCCAUGGACGUUCCUGACCGAGAAGCUCUAGAAGCUCGUAAACUGCACCUUCGGCAUACAUUGAAGGAAUGGGAGGCUGCAUUCCACACCCAGAAUGGCCGCAAAGCAGGCCGAGAUGACAUCAAGGCCGAUCCCACCAUAGCCGCACACUACAAGGAAUAUCAGAAGGUCCAGGACAUGCUGUCGGGCAAGCAACCAUCAACGACAAAGCAAACGCCCAGGAAACAAAAACGCUCGAGACCGGAGACAAGCUUACCCGAAUCACCCUCCAAACGGAGCAAGUCUGUACUCAGCACCCCUCAAAAGCAGGUAUCAACGACCCUUAAAAUACUGUCAUCUCAAGAACACCAAGACGAAGAUCAGAACACGCCCGCUGUAAGACGCACAUUUCUUGACCCAACCCCCCAGAAAGACGGCAUCGUGCUUGGUCUGUUCGAUCUCCUUCCCGUUGCUCAAACACCUAGCAACAAGAACCGUACCGUGCUCGGCGAACUGGACCGCAAUGCUUCUGCUGUCACGCCUUCGAAGCUGUUGGAUGCGUCGCUACAGGAAACUGCGUGUCAAUACGAGGAGCGCGCACGAGGAAGCAGAACGCCUGCAUCUACUGGGAAACGAUUCUUGUUAGACCAGUUCAUGACACCACAGAGAAAGGAGGGCCGGAGAGGGACCGAAGCUGGGGAGGCGAACCGCAGAGGCCUUUCUACGCCCUCGUCGACGUUCAGGCAGCAGUUCUCAACGCCGGCGUUUCUAAGGAGGGACAAUUUUCUCAUGGAUGCCAUUGACGAGGCUCCCGAGAGCCCACAGGUGGCCCAGCCAUGGAAACGGAGGUCGUUUGGAAGGUCCCUUAGCGGUAUGAUACAAGACAUGCGGAGGGAAGCGGAGAAGGCCGCGGACGAGGAGCUGGAUCUCCUUCGUGAGAUGGAAGACGAGGCGGAAGGGCGGCCACGGCCGAACAAGGUAGUCGAUGCACUGCUGCGGUCCAAGAAAGCGGUGAUGGAGGAUUGCCAGGCCGUCCCUCCUACCGUCACGGGUUUGGACAGAGACGGAUUUGUUCCUUCAGAUGUAGAGCAGUCGGGCAGUGACGACGAGCAUGGAAACGACGGGGACACGCAAUCUAGACCCUGGCGAAAGAAGGGCGUUAAGAGACAGACUAGAAGGGUUAAUAUGAGGCCGGUUGCAAAGAAGGUGCAACCACAGCAAUCGCGGCAACCGGAAAUUGAAAGGGACAGCGAUGGCGGCGAAGUUGUCGGCGAGACCAAGUUGUCUGAUGAAGAUGUGCCUUCCGACUUAGAAAGAACCUUUGAUGGCGAAAAUGACGAGUCGAAGGAUGCAAAAGACUCAAGUAAAGAACCCGAGGUGACAAAGAGGGGUGCUAGAAAAACCAGGCCAGAUGCGCACGCGAAUUACCGGGCAUUGAAGAUUAAGAACAAGAACUCGAAGGCAAAGGGGAGGGGCCGGUUUGCCAGGAGAAGGUGAUGAAACGAUCUCAGCAGACGUGGUUUUAGAGAUGGAGCCCGUAACGAAGGUGACGGAAACGCAAUUCAUGAACAUCCUCUUCAUGUUAUUUCUGAUCCUUGCGAGUCUACACUAUUUGAAGCUUGCGUAGUGCGACUUGAAGAAGCGAAAUCUUCGUUCACCGUGCUCUUGACG
Verruconis gallopava is the source of this 1759-nucleotide messenger RNA. RefSeq lists its product as uncharacterized. Gene Ontology annotation, molecular function: DNA replication origin binding; single-stranded DNA binding. Bases 113 to 1585 code for a protein of 490 amino acids. Gene Ontology annotation, biological process: DNA replication initiation; mitotic DNA replication preinitiation complex assembly; double-strand break repair via break-induced replication. Gene Ontology annotation, cellular component: DNA replication preinitiation complex. The record is from RefSeq and is a predicted model, not a curated record. NCBI's taxonomy places the organism in Eukaryota, Fungi, Ascomycota, Dothideomycetes, Venturiales, Sympoventuriaceae. The transcript has 2 exons.